CUGUCUAGAUAUUACGCACCUUGUAUUCAUCGCGAUUUAGGAGGGUCGUUCAGGAUGGCACUAGGGUACUGCGGUAGCGUUUGGCCGCAUGUCUUUUAAAACCAUACGAACGUUGACCACGUUCCUUACAGCCAUAUUUCAGGCGUCUCAUCCAUCGGAAACUGACUCGACGAUUGACAUUCGCCUGCAGAUUGCCGAGCCGCAUCCAACAAAUCAACUCGAGGUAAACUCGUUUCAGGAAUUAAUUGGUAGUCACCUGCUAGAAGGGUUUGGCGAGCGUCAGAACCAAAUACGGAUCCCGCGGGUCAUACAAUACAUUCACAUAUUACUUCAGUGAGUUAGAGAACGAGCGUCAGGGCCCCUGCAAACUCUAUGCAGUUUUGGAGUGAAAUAAUAACAGAGGCGGUGUCAGUGGCGAUCCGCGCCAAAGUCUAUUAUUGUGGUUAAAGAAAGUUAGAAGGUGGCAG
Molecule: messenger RNA, 467 nt
Organism: Suillus subaureus
Lineage: Eukaryota; Fungi; Basidiomycota; Agaricomycetes; Boletales; Suillaceae
Exons: 1
Coding region: 89-337 (82 amino acids)
Source: RefSeq, a predicted model, not a curated record